AUGAGUGGUGGAUUGGCCCCAAGUAAAAGCACCGUGUAUGUUUCCAACUUACCCUUUUCCCUGACCAACAAUGACUUAUACCGGAUAUUUUCCAAAUAUGGCAAAGUGGUAAAGGUUACUAUAAUGAAAGAUAAAGAUACCAGGAAGAGUAAAGGGGUUGCAUUUAUUUUGUUUUUGGAUAAAGACUCCGCACAAAACUGUACCAGAGCCGUAAACAACAAACAGUUAUUUGGGAGAGUGAUAAAAGCAAGCAUUGCUAUUGACAAUGGAAGAGCAGCUGAGUUUAUCCGAAGACGAAACUACUUUGAUAAAUCUAAGUGUUAUGAAUGUGGGGAAAGUGGACACUUAAGUUAUGCCUGCCCCAAAAAUAUGCUUGGAGAACGUGAACCUCCAAAGAAGAAAGAGAAAAAGAAAAAGAAGAAAAUUCCUGAACCAGAAGAGGAAAUUGAUGAAGUAGAAGAGAGUGAAGAUGAAGGUGAGGAUCCUGCUCUUGACAGCCUCAGUCAGGCCAUAGCUUUCCAGCAAGCCAAAGUUGAAGAAGAGCAAAAUAAAUGGAAACCCGGUUCGGCAGGUCCCUCAACAUCAGAUGAUUCAAGGCGCCCAAGAAUAAAGAAAAGCACAUAUUUCAGUGAUGAGGAAGAACUUAGUGAUUAAAAUUAUAUUUAUUAAAUAUCAUUUAUUUUUUAAUA
Molecule: messenger RNA, 689 nt
Organism: Suncus etruscus (white-toothed pygmy shrew)
Lineage: Eukaryota; Metazoa; Chordata; Mammalia; Eulipotyphla; Soricidae
Gene: ZCRB1
Product: zinc finger CCHC-type and RNA binding motif containing 1
Exons: 7
Coding region: 1-654 (217 amino acids)
Biological process (GO): mRNA splicing, via spliceosome
Cellular component (GO): U12-type spliceosomal complex
Molecular function (GO): zinc ion binding; RNA binding
Source: RefSeq, a predicted model, not a curated record